AUGAAUCGACCAUCAUUACCCUUUGCUUGCUUAUUGCUCUGCAUUGGGAGGGUCGCCCUUGCCAGUUGCGCGCAGUAUCCUUGCCAUGCCUCAUCUUCAGACUGGGAAGAGCUUGGAAAAAGGGUGAACGGAAGGCUGUUCCCAGGCAUCCCUUUCUCGCAGCCUUGUUUCGAGAAUCACAACUCAUCUGACUGUCACGAUGUGGAAAUGGGUUAUACUAACGACACUUUCCGCUCUCAAUAUUUCGGCGCCUAUGUAAAUACCAAUUGGGAGGCCUGUCAGGCUACGGGAAGUUCCUGUUUAUUAGACUAUAGAGAUCCCACCGAUAUCGCACCUGUUCUACCUCCCAACAAGUGCUCACUUGGCAGUGUUCCAAACUAUUACAUCGACGUGAGGACUCACGAGGACGUUGCGGCAGCCUUUGAAUUUUCCAAAAAGACGAAAGUAUUAUUGGUUAUAAAGAAUACGGGCCAUGAUUACAAAGGAAGGAGCAGUGGUCCGAAUACAUUGGCACUCUGGACGCAUAACCUUAAAAAUAUAUCAUACAACCCAGAAUUCAUCCCGGAAGGCUGUACGACGCCAACACCUGGUGUCACCGUAGGCGCUGGUAUUCAGUGGGGCGAGGCAUACGCAUUCGCGGAGGCGCAUAAUAUUACUAUCGUAGGCGGGAGCGAUAAAGGUGUCGGCGUUUCCGGUGGUUGGUUGCAGGGUGGUGGCCACGGCGCUCUCACGAACACCAUGGGUAUGGGUGUUGAUCGAGUCCUACAGUUCAAGGUGGUCACCCCUGAUGGGCAAUAUCGCAUCGCAAAUGCUUGCCAAAAUCAAGACCUCUUUUUCGCUCUGCGGGGAGGCGGAGGUGGGACAUUCGGCGUCGUACUUGAGAGCACGACGCUUGCUUCCCCUCCGGUCACUCUACAAGUAGUUGUCGUCACCUGGACUAAUCCCAACAGCACGCUGACCGAGUCUUUGUGGUCCAUCCUCGUUGAUAAUGCUGUCAAGUGGGCUGAUGAGGGGUGGGGCGGUUUUGUCGCCGGACAAUCCGUCAUAUACCUCACGCCGGCGCUGAAUAAAGAGCAGGCGUCAGAAUCUAUGAAGCCUGUGAUCGAUUUCGGGGGAAAGCUAGAACAAGACGGGGUAGCAGGCGCUCAACUGCUCGUCCUUGAAUUUCCAUCUUGGUAUACUUUCUUCAACACGUUUGCAAACACAGAUUCAGCGGAUAUCGGCGAGAACUUGGCGCUCGCGUCACGUCUCAUCCCUCGUGCCAAUUUUGGCACACCAUCCUCCCGAACAGAACUGCUUAGCGCGUUGUUGAAUGCUCACACUAUCGCUCCUGGCUUGCGCUUUCUUGUGAGCCCACCCACUUCAUUCAAGGGCGAUGGCGAGACCAGCGUAACGGAAGCCUGGAGAGACUCCAUCUAUCAUAUCACACUGGUAGAGAACUGGCUUUGGAAUGCAACGACCGAAGAGAUGAAAGGGCAUUAUCGAGAUGCCAGUCGUGCAAUCGACUUUCUGAGGAAUAUAACUCCAGAUGCAGCAUAUUCGAAUGAAGCUGACGUCCAUGAGCCCAAUCAUGAAGUGGCAUUUUGGGGAAGCAACUACCCCAAGCUACUCUCUAUCAAACAUAAAUAUGACCCUGAUCAUCUGUUGGACUGUUGGCAUUGCGUUGGAUGGAAUGCCCACUCUCUGCGUUUCUCUUGCUAUAUAUAAAUACAACACGUUGCAUAUCAUUUUGAUUGUGAAGUGCGAG
Messenger RNA from Heterobasidion irregulare TC 32-1, 1747 nucleotides. RefSeq lists its product as uncharacterized. Gene Ontology annotation, molecular function: FAD binding; oxidoreductase activity. The transcript is spliced from 16 exons. The coding region runs from base 1 to 1707 and encodes 568 amino acids. NCBI's taxonomy places the organism in Eukaryota, Fungi, Basidiomycota, Agaricomycetes, Russulales, Bondarzewiaceae. The record is from RefSeq and is a predicted model, not a curated record.